AUGCCCUGCAUGUGAAUAUUGCGACGCAGUGGAGAAAAUGAGAUCGAAUGGCGCUCUCUUGCUCGCGGCAGUGAUCCUUUGUGUGGGCUUCUGCGUCCUGGUGGAGGGAUUGAAGUGCCAGACAGACGAUGGGCCCACUGAGGAGGAUGUGAAGCGUGUUGUGCGGGUGUGCAUGAGGAAGAUCGGAGAGGAGUUGGAUGAUAAUAGCAAUGACUAUGAAGAUGAUGAGCAGCCUUCAGAUCAAGACAACUACAGGAGCAGGAAUCGUGAGCACUUGCGCGGCAGACAAGGAAGGUAUCGACGCAGUGGAUACAAAAAUUCCAGCAACGGCUACGGGCAGAGCAAUAACAAUAAUAAUAAUAAUAAUAAUCAGUCCAACUACGAGAGACGCUCGGAGUACGACAGAUCGUGCCUCAUGCAUUGCUUCUUCCAGGAGAUGAAGAUGACGAACGAGGAUGAGUUUCCGGACAAACACAAAGUGUUGCAUGUACUUACACGAGAACUAAGGAAUCGUCAGCUGAAAAAUUUCUAUACCGAUUCCAUCCAGGAGUGCUUCCACAUUCUGGAAAUGGAGCAGCGGCGGGACAAGUGCGAGUUCUCAAGGAAUCUCAUUUACUGUCUUGGGGAGCGUGCAAAGACCAACUGUGACGACUGGAGCGACAAUACGGUUAUCUUCUAAAAAAAUAAUAUAAAUAAUUGGACAUAUACCUCACAUAUUUUCACCUAAAUGCAAUGUCAAGUUGAUCAAUAAAUUUUUCAGAAGC
Messenger RNA from Phlebotomus argentipes, 764 nucleotides. It is a transcript of the gene Obp59a, whose product is annotated as general odorant-binding protein 71. The transcript has a single exon. The record is from RefSeq and is a predicted model, not a curated record. The coding region runs from base 38 to 679 and encodes 213 amino acids. Gene Ontology annotation, molecular function: odorant binding. NCBI's taxonomy places the organism in Eukaryota, Metazoa, Arthropoda, Insecta, Diptera, Psychodidae.